CAUGUGGAGAAAGGAGGAGGAAAGGCUCAAAUCCCGGCGCUGAGAGCGAUGCUAACCGAGCGGCUCACGGCAGCGGGGGAGGAGAUCCUCGUGGGCCUUGAGGAAACCUUGUCAGAGUACGAGGACCUAGUGGAGCGGUCCGAGCGUUCCGAGCGGGAGAUCUGCCGCCAGAGGAGGCUGCUCGAUGCCGUGAUGCAGCCCGUAGUCCGGCUGCACAGAGCAGUGUGUCCUGCAGACGUCCAGCAACUGAUGGUGAAUAAAGAAGAGGUUCCCCCUGAGCAGCAGCAGUGGAGACCCCUUGUGGACCAGGAGGACCCAGAGCCCCCCAACAUUAAGGAGGAACCGUGGACCAAUCAGGAUGGACAGAAGCUUCCAGGACUGGAGGAGGCUGAUAUCAAGUUCAUAUUGACUCCUGUCGCUGUUAAGAGUGAAGAAGAUGAAGAGAAACUUAAAUCGUCAAAGCUUCAUCCGAGUGAGACGAAGAACAACAGCGCGGACUGUGGAGGACCAGAACCAGCCAGGAACUCAGGUCCUGAUGGACGUUUACCCCCAGUUCCGGAGGACAAGGCUGAAGAGUCUUCUGAGACUGAAGACAGUGAGGAUGAUUGGAUGGAGACCAUGGAACCUCAGACUGGUUUAAAUACAGGAAAUAGCAAACAGCCUCUAAGUGAUAUGGGAUGUAAGUCAGAAACAAAAACAUUUAAUUGCUCUGAGUGUGGUACAAGAGUUAACCACAGGGGCCAUCUAAAAUCACAUGAGGAUUCAUACAGAAGAGAAACCGUUUAGUUGCUCUGAGUGUGGUAAAGGAUUUAGCUAUAGGCGCAAUCUAAAUACACAUAUGAGGCUUCAUACAGGAGAGAAACCAUUUAGUUGCUCUGAGUGUGGUAAAAGAUUUAGCCAAAGGUGCCAUCUAAAUACACAUAUGAUCAUUCAUACAGGAGACAAACCGUUCAGUUGCUCUGAGUGUGGUUAAAGAUUUAACC
This is a messenger RNA of Platichthys flesus (European flounder), 983 nucleotides long. RefSeq lists its product as uncharacterized. Lineage: Eukaryota; Metazoa; Chordata; Actinopteri; Pleuronectiformes; Pleuronectidae. The transcript has 2 exons. The coding region runs from base 49 to 786 and encodes 245 amino acids. The record is from RefSeq and is a predicted model, not a curated record.